Messenger RNA from Fusarium coffeatum, 300 nucleotides. RefSeq lists its product as uncharacterized. The transcript is spliced from 3 exons. The record is from RefSeq and is a predicted model, not a curated record. Bases 1 to 300 code for a protein of 99 amino acids. NCBI's taxonomy places the organism in Eukaryota, Fungi, Ascomycota, Sordariomycetes, Hypocreales, Nectriaceae. Gene Ontology annotation, cellular component: extracellular region.
AUGAAGUUCUCACUCGCUGCCGUCACCCUUCUGGGCGCUGUUGUCUCUGCCCUUCCCGCCAACGAGAAGCGACAGACUCCUUAUGUUCCUUGCACUGGCCUUUACGGCUCUGCUCAGUGCUGUGCUACCGACGUUCUCGGUCUUGCCAACCUCGACUGCGGUGGUCCCCCUUCUACUCCCAGCAACGCCACCGAAUUCAGCGCUGUCUGCUCCGCCAUUGGCCAGCGAGCUCGCUGCUGUGUUCUCCCCAUCCUUGACCAAGGAAUUCUCUGCAACACUCCCGCUGGUGUCCAGGACUAA